Siniperca chuatsi (mandarin fish) is the source of this 7185-nucleotide messenger RNA. RefSeq names its product nidogen 2a (osteonidogen) (gene nid2a). The transcript has 46 exons. Bases 145 to 6183 code for a protein of 2012 amino acids. The record is from RefSeq and is a predicted model, not a curated record. Gene Ontology annotation, biological process: cell-matrix adhesion. Gene Ontology annotation, cellular component: basement membrane. Lineage: Eukaryota; Metazoa; Chordata; Actinopteri; Centrarchiformes; Sinipercidae. Gene Ontology annotation, molecular function: calcium ion binding.
ACUCCUCCCUCCACAGUAUCAGAGGCUCGGCGAAGAGGAGGAGAGUUCUUCUUUCUGCUGCUCUCCCUCUGAGUCCAUCCGAAGCUCUCUCCUGCUGCUCCCGCUCAUAGCGCAGAGCUGCUCAAGCACCCCGCCAGCUCUACAAUGGAGAGAGGGGAAAUACUGGCUGCGUGUCUUCUCUGCUGGAGCUGCAGUGUGUGUGUGGUUACAGCCAUCCGGAGGGCUGAUAUGUUUGCUUAUGGCACUUUGAGUGGAGAUUUCAUAUUGGCGCAGGGCGACGAUGAAACUUCCAGAGUGCUGUCCCUGCCCAAACCCUUAUACUUCUACGACUCCCUCUUCUCCCAGCUAUAUGUGGCUACCAAUGGUAUCAUAUCAGCCCAUGACCUGCCGAUGGAAAAGCAAUAUGUUGACGACGGCUUCCCCACAGAUUUCCCUGUGGUCGCGCCAUUUCUGGCUGACAUUGACACCAGCGGAGGGCGAGGACAGAUUUACUACCGGGUGACCGAAACACCCAGUGUACUCAACAGAGUGGCCCAGGAAGUACACCGAGGGUUCCCCGAUGCAAAAUUCACACCCACACACGUUGUGGUUGCAACAUGGGAGAACGUCGCGGCAUAUGAAGAACAAACUCGAACCAAUGGACCUUCAAACAAGGUCAAUACAUUCCAGGCAGUAAUUGGUUAUGAUGAGACCGACUCAUACGUUCUAUUCCUUUACCCUGAAGGUGGCCUGAACUUCUUUGGGACACGACCCAAGGAGUCUUAUAAUGUUGAGAUAGAGCUUCCUGCUAGAGUUGGCUUCAGCAGAGGAGAAGUCACAUAUCUGAUCUUCUCUCGAACUGAGGGACCUCACUACAGCGUUACCAGUGAUAAGCAGAGUGUUAAAAACCUCUACCAGGUUGGUAAUACAGGAAUUCCAGGUGUUUGGCUUUUCCACACUGGGAACCGUUACUCUUUCAACAACAUUGUUCCUGCGUCCACUGGUGGCCUCCUUGCUACUGGAGGACAUGGCCUCUCCCUGGACACCACCACCCCUGAGUACGCUGAGUUUGAGGAAUAUCCAGACAACACUUUUGACCCUGAUAACCCAGAUGAAGAAGAUGAUUACCCUCUGACAGGCAGGGACCCUGAAUCCCUUCAACCAGCAAGUCCUGAUGCUCCCUCCUCCCCUUCAGAGGAUUCUGGUCAUCAGGUGUCAUACAGCAGCGAAGAUGUACCAUUGACCUCUGAACCCAGGUACAGUUCAGAGCGAACAGAGAGGCAGUAUGCUCCCCCUAAUCCUCCAGAAACAGUACCAGAGGGAGGUGCUCAGCAGACUCAGGAACAGCAGCCACAGGUUCCUCUGGAGGUGGUGGAUGUCUACCCCCCUCACAGAAAUGAACCACCUCUUUCCCCUGGAGGUCACGUGGUCAGCGUGGAUGAAGACGAUGUUGAUUUUGAUACAGGAGUGAUUCAGUACACUACAGAAAAUAAGGAAACAUGUGCCAGAUUCCAGCAGCAGUGCUCCCAGAAUGCAUUUUGCUCCGACUACGCCACAGGCUUCUGCUGUCACUGCCGGCCUGGCUUCUAUGGAAAUGGACGCCACUGUCUACCCGACGGUGCUCCACAGCGUGUUAGCGGUAAGGUGAGCGGAACAGUGACUGUGGGUUCGACUCCAGUGGAGCUGAACAACAUUGAUCUUCACGCCUACAUCGUGGUGGGAGAUGGGAGAGCGUACACUGCCAUCAGCAAGGUACCUGAGCCAGUAGGCUGGGCUCUGAUGCCACUUGCACCAAUAGGAGAGCUGUUUGGAUGGAUGUUUGCUCUGGAGCUGCCUAAUAGCCAAGCAGGAUUCAAAAUCACAGGUGCUGAGUUCACUCGUCGUGCAGAGGUGAUUUUCUACCCUGGCAACCAGCACCUGUCAAUCAUCCAGGUGGGCCGGGGCCUUGACGACCACAACCACCUCACCGUGGAUACUGUAGUCAGCGGCAACGUGCCCUUUCUGCCCCCAGGAGCUGAAGUUACCAUGGAUCCCUUCAAGGAGAUCUACCAGUACUACCCAUCUGUUGCCACCUCCACCUCUGUGAGGGAGUUUUCAGUCGUCUCGGCAGACCGAGGCUCUGAGUCCUUCUCCUUCCAGCUGAAGCAGAACAUCACCUACCGCGACUGUCGACAUGACAACCGUGCUGCCGCCCCGGAGACGCUGCAGAUCACCAUGGAGAGGGUGUUUGUAAUGUACGUAAAGGAGGAGCGGAUCCUGAGAUACGCCAUCACCAACAAGAUCAGCCCAGUCGGAGUUGAGCCAACAGGGCCGGAGCUGGUCAACCCCUGCUAUGCUGGGAACCACGACUGUGACACCACGGCCCAGUGUAUCCCGCUAGAGGGCCAGGCCUUCCAGUGUCAGUGUGCUACUGGUUACAGAGGGGAUGGACGCAACUGUUACGACAUAGAUGAGUGUACUGAGGGCUUGAGUUCAUGCGGUGCUCAUGCUCAGUGCAUGAACCUGCCUGGUAGCCAUCGCUGCCAGUGCCAGAGUGGCUAUGAGUUUGGCUACGACGGGCGUACCUGUGUUGAUGUAGAUGAAUGCAGCUCCUCUCCAUGUCACAUCAAUGGCAGAUGUAUCAAUGGACUGGGUUCCUUCCAGUGUCAGUGCCAGCCUGGGUUUUAUGGUGAUGGCUUCUACUGUUCCCAGCAGGAAGGACAGACAGUUAGCCCAAAGAGCCAGUGUGAGCAGCACAGAGACAGCCUGCAGAGUGGAGUGGAACAUGGUGGUCGACCGAGUCUUGGAGCCUUCAUCCCUCAGUGCGACUCUGAUGGACGGUAUCGACCUCUGCAGUGUCAUGGCUCCACUGGACAUUGUUGGUGUGUGGACAGUAGGGGCCAGGAGAGAGGAGGAACCAGGACACCACCUGGUACAGCACCCAAAGAUUGUGACAAACCAGAUGAACCAGAGCGUCCUAAAACUCACUGUGAACACCACAGAGACAGUGUACAGACUAGCAGUCCAGAGGGAUAUCCUGUUGUUGGAGCCUAUGUACCUCAGUGUGAUGCUAAUGGACAGUACAGACCAUUACAAUGUCAUGGCUCCACUGGACAUUGUUGGUGUGUGGAUAGUAGGGGGCAGGAGAGAGCAGGAACCAGGACGCCACCUGGUACACAACCAAAAGACUGUGACAGACCAGAUGAACCAGAGCGUCCUAAAACUUACUGUGAGCACCACAGAGACAGUGUACAAACCACAAGUCCAGAGGGAUAUCCUAUAAUAGGAGCCUUUGUACCCCAGUGUGAUUCUGAUGGACAGUACACACCACUGCAGUGCCAUGGCUCCACUGGACAUUGCUGGUGUGUGGACAGUAGGGGACAGGAAAGAGCAGGAACCAGAACAUCACCUGGUGCACCACCUACAGACUGUGACAAACCAGAUGAACCAGAGCGUCCUAAAACUCACUGUGAGCAUCACAGAGACAGUAUACAGACUACCAGUCCAGAGGGAUAUCCCAUAGCUGGAGCAUAUGUACCCCAUUGUGAUGCUGAAGGACAGUACACACCAUUGCAGUGUCAUGGCUCCUCUGGACAUUGUUGGUGUGUGGACAAUAGGGGGCAGGAGAGAGCAGGAACAAGGACACCACCUGGUACAGCACCUAAAGACUGUGACAGACCAGAUGAACCUGUGCGUCCUAAAACUCACUGUGAGCAGCACAGAGACAGUGUACAGACUACCAGUCCAGAGGGAUAUCCUAUACCAGGAGUGUUUGUACCUCAGUGUGAUUCAAAUGGACAAUACACAGCUCAACAGUGUCAUGGUUCCUCUGGACAUUGUUGGUGUGUGGACAGUAGGGGACAGGAGAAAGCAGGAACCAGGACUCCACCUGGUGCACCACAUGUAGACUGUGACAAACCAGAUGAACCAGAGCGUCCUAAAACUCACUGUGAGCAUCACAGAGACAGUAUACAGACUACCAGUCCAGAGGGAUAUCCCAUAGCUGGAGCAUAUGUACCCCAUUGUGAUGCUGAAGGACAGUACACACCAUUGCAGUGUCAUGGCUCCUCUGGACAUUGUUGGUGUGUGGACAAUAGGGGGCAGGAGAGAGCAGGAACAAGGACACCACCUGGUACAGCACCUAAAGACUGUGACAGACCAGAUGAACCUGUGCGUCCUAAAACUCACUGUGAGCAGCACAGAGACAGUGUACAGACUACCAGUCCAGAGGGAUAUCCUAUACCAGGAGUGUUUGUACCUCAGUGUGAUUCAAAUGGACAAUACACAGCUCAACAGUGUCAUGGUUCCUCUGGACAUUGUUGGUGUGUGGACAGUAGGGGACAGGAGAAAGCAGGAACCAGGACUCCACCUGGUACACCACAUGUAGACUGUGACAAACCAGAUGAACCAGAGCGUGCAAAAACUCGCUGUGAGCACCACAGAGACAGUGUACAGACUACCAGUCCAGAGGGAUAUCCUAUAUCAGGAGUGUUUGUACCUCAGUGUGACCUAAAUGGACAAUACACAGCUCAACAGUGUCACGGUUCAACUGGACAUUGUUGGUGUGUGGACAGUAGGGGGCAGGAGAGAGCAGGAACCAGGACGCCACCUGGUACACAACCAAAAGACUGUGACAAACCAGAUGAACCAGAGCGUCCUAAAACUCACUGUGAACACCACAGAGAAAGAGCCCAGACUAUCAGUCCAGAGGGAUAUCCUAUAGUUGGAGCUUAUGUGCCCCAGUGCGAUCCUGAUGGACAGUACCUACUACUGCAGUGCCACAGCUCCACUGGACAUUGUUGGUGUGUGGACAGUAGGGGACAGGAGAGACCAGGAACCAGGACACCACCUGGUACAGCACCCAAAGACUGUGACAAACCAGAGCGUCCCAAAACUCACUGUGAGCACCACAGAGACAGUGUAAAGACUACCAGUGAAGAGGGAUAUCCUAUAAUUGGAGCCUAUGUACCUCAGUGUGAUGCAGAAGGACAGUACACACCUCGACAGUGCCACGGUUCCACUGGACAUUGUUGGUGUGUGGAUGAUAGGGGACAGGAAAGAGCAGGAACCAGGACACCACCUGGUACACCAUCUGUAGACUGUGACAGACCAGUCCCUGUGGCUCCAACCCAGCGCCCUGAGAGUGUGUGUGAGCGCUGGAGGGCCAGUUUGAUUGAGCACUAUGGUGGAAAACCAGAGCCGCAACAAUACGUGCCUCAGUGCGAGCGAGAUGGACAAUUCAGUCCAGUCCAGUGUUACGGAGAGACCACUUACUGCUGGUGUGUGGACCAGGACGGGCGGGAGGUUCCCGGCACCCGAUCACAUGAUGUUGUCAAACCUGCAUGUCUUCCCUCAGUGGCCCCACCCACUGUGCGCCCAUUGCCCCGUCCAGAUGUGACCCCUCCGACAAACACUGACAUCACACUGCUGUACGCUCAGGGACAGAAAAUAGGAGCGUUGCCUCUCAACGGGACCAGGCUAGAUGCAACCCGCUCCAAAACACUACUGACUCUACAUGGUUCCAUAGUUGUUGGUUUAGCCUAUGACUGCAAAGAGAACCGAGUCUAUUGGACAGAUUUGUCUGCAAGAACAAUCAACAGAGCUUCAAUGGCGCCUGGAGCCGAGCCUGAGAUACUCAUUAACACAAAUCUGGUCAGUCCGGAGGGUUUGGCGGUGGAUGCAAAACGUAGGUUGAUGUUCUGGGUGGACUCAAACCCUGACAUGAUCGAAAGCGCCAACCUGGAUGGCAGUGGCAGGCGGACGCUGUUUGACACAGACUUGGUCAACCCCCGGGCCAUCAUAGUGGACUCUUCCACUGGAACUCUGUAUUGGACAGAUUGGAACCGAGAGGCUCCUAAGAUCGAGAGUUCGUCAGUGGACGGUCAGAACCGCAGGGUGGUGGUGUCUGACGGGAUUGGUUUGCCAAACGCUCUCACCUAUGACUCUUCUUCGGGACAAGUCUGCUGGGCCGAUGCAGGUACAAAGCGUUUAGAGUGUGUAUCCCCGGAUGGCUCAGGUCGAAGAGUGAUCCACCCCAGCCUCAACUACCCAUUCAGCAUGGUCUACUACAGGAACCACUUCUAUUACACUGACUGGAGGAGGGAUGGAGUGAUCGCAGUGAGCAAAGACAGCAGUCAGUUCACUGAUGAAUACCUGCCUGACCAGCGCUCUCACCUGUACGGCAUCGCCAUAGCAACCAGCCACUGUCUAUCAGGGAGCCACUGAUGACGGACUGGCAGCCACAGGGUCCUUUGGUGCUAAAGUUCUGGGGCGAUUCCUGAUCAGAGGGCGGGAUCACCCUAAAAAGUGCCCUCUCCAGGGUCCCUCAGAAGAAAGGACACUCAGCAGGGAGCAAGAUGGCUUCCUGUUGCCAGAUCAACUGUCAGAACAAAUCUACACCCCCUCCCCUCACCCUGACCCCAACCCCGUUAUCUCACCUUAAAGAUAUAAUCCCAAAAUAAAUGUUUUGUAAAUUUGUUUUAUACCUCAUUUUUAGUUUUUUUUUCUAUUGUAUUUUUGUACGUGAGUUGUUUUUGUUUUUCUAUCAAUUAAAGCUACAGAACAAUGAAAUCAGAUUUUUAAAAGUAUGUGAGUGUAGGUUUUAUGUUCUUUAAAGCCAAAGAAGAAUGACAUGAAGAGCUUCAAAACUGUUCAAACCAAAAUUCAGUUGCGAAACUGAGCAGACCACAGUGGCUUUUAAAUUCAGUCUUAAUUAUUUAGCAUUCAGAGUGGAUUCUGGACACAAAUACAAACAGGUAAAAGGAAUAGUUAAAUGUUUUGGGAAAUUUGUUAUUUGAUUUCUUGCUGAGAGUUAGAUGAGAAGAUUGAUACCACUCUCUGUCUGUACGACAAAGUGAUUUACAAGAAUUGAAGUGGAAGUUAAAAGCCUUGAAUAAUCAGCACUGAUUAUUCAUUACCUGAUUAGAAAUGGAAAACUUGUAUUUUUUAUUUUUUCAAAUUCCAUAAAAUAUGCUAAGUGGAAAAUCAUUGACUGACAAUGUUUUUGUAGUUAGAUGACUGUAAUGUGUUUCCCUCAGCCCUGUGUGCCACCUCAGAUCACAGCGACUACAGUCCGGCCAUAUUUCUCUGCACUACUAAUCUGUAUUUCACACAUGAUGAAAUGACGUUAUUCUUUUUUUGCCAAAUAUUUUUUACUACUACUUUUCAAAUCUUUAUCUUUUUAUAAGAUGUGAUAUUUAUAACAAUAAAAUGUGAUUUGGUACUUGA